Molecule: messenger RNA, 2187 nt
Organism: Eimeria mitis
Lineage: Eukaryota; Apicomplexa; Conoidasida; Eucoccidiorida; Eimeriidae
Exons: 3
Coding region: 1-2187 (728 amino acids)
Source: RefSeq, a predicted model, not a curated record
AUGCAAGUCGCACCAGCAGUGGAGCCGGGCGAUGCGGCAGUGUACCUAGUGCUCCGCUGCGCUGUGUAUUUGGUCAACGCCAGCAAGAGCAGGGUGGCACUAAGAUUUCUGGCAAAAGCAGAAGAGACAACAAGAACAGAGGCAGGAGAGCCUUGCACGGUUCAGGACGAUGAUCAGCCUGAAGCAGCAGCUGGUGCUGCUGGGGCCGAGCGAGAGGGAGAAGUUCUUCUCGUCGAUGAUUUGUUGGAGCGGGCUCGGCGGUAUGUAACAGAACUGGAGACCCUUUUAAGGGUAAACACGUUUGUGUUUACUCAACUGGAUAAUGCACUGAAAUUCAUGCUCGUUGCAGAGUUUUUAUGUCUGUGCCUGAUGGAGUUUUCUGCGUUGUACUCCCUCAUGGAAAGAAGGGAGAGGGCCGGCAUGCAAGAAUUAAUAAGUAACAUCUACAUCAAAAUACAGUCUCUUGGCAACAGGAUGAAUUGGCGACAACUUACCCCCGCGCGGCGCCGGCAUAUCCAGUUUCUCUACUCGUUGUUCGACAGGCUCUCAGAGGUCGACCCACCGACAGGGGCUUUUGAAGAGAGGCAGCGCUUGUCAAGAAUGAAGGAGCUGCUUACGCUACAGGAGAUGGCCUUGGGUCAGCUCGACUACGGGUUCUCCGCGCUGAGAGAGUGUGUUGAAAGCGGUAGAAAGCGAAGUGAUGACCCAAAAGCUGGUGCUUCACCAGCCAAAGGUGCUGCUGCAGCUACUCAAGGUGCCGUUGCACCUCCCGACGUGCCUGAAGCCCCCGAAAGUGUUACAGUUCGUUCAGUUUUCAUGGCAAUAGAAAGAACCGCGCACAAGCGCAGGGACCAAAAUCUUAUGGAUAAGCACUUGAGCGCUUGGAUGCGGAUGAAGCAUUACGAAAAACCUCACUACAGCAUUAUGAGCACCCAUCGUCUCCUAAAGGCAACGGGACAACCCAUGCAAACCCAUAAAGAACUCUUAGAAGACCUACAGGCAACUCCCUUAGGGUUGAGAGAUGUAUCCGUGCGGGCCACGUCCGGCACGGGAAUCUACACAGACAAGACGACCGCCUCCUCCUCUGUUCAGGAGGAACCUUCCCAGGAAAAGAAGGAAUCUCCUCAAGAUAAUCACGAUUCUCGUGCCCUAGGGCCGCUGGAACGCCCAUCCCAACACUCACCAACAGGGCCCGGCACUGAGGGACCAAGCCCCGCCGCAGCCUCUCCCGGCACCUCCACUGCUGCUGGUGGUGUUCCUGCAGCUCAGACUAAUCAACCUGCUGUUGAGGCACCCAGUCACGGCGAAACAGUGCCUAUCUAUACAGCGCCCAAUCGACCUCCACAGGUCUCGUCGCCUGCUGCGCCGGGGCAUCUCCAAGGCUCUGCAGUGUCUGCUGCUGCCGAACCUGUUACUGUCCCAUCAGCUGGCGUUCACUCUCCGCAAGCACUGUGGACCACUAAUGCCUCAACUGCCGCUCCUGUCGGGAGAGUUUCCUCCCCCUCUUCGUCCGAUGAAGCGUUACCCAGACCUCCGCCCAGUUCUUUCACAGCAGCUGUUUCUUCUGCAGCUGCUUACUCCCCACAAUCGUUCACUCUGCGAACGCCAAGCACUGCUGCCCAACCUCCUUCUACUUCUCCUGCUUUUGAUACACCACGGGCUUCAGUACCAACUGAACCCUUGCCAACGCCGUCGCCCAGCUCGUCCAGUGCAGCUGUUCCUUCUGCUGCAGCUCUCGCCCAGGAAGCCUUAACAUUGAGCGCGCCAACUGCUGCUGCUCAGCCGGCUGUCUUCUCCGAUCCUCAUUUUGCACCGUGGGUGUCACCAAGCUCCCUUAGCAUAUGGGCUCCCUUGUCAGCCUCACAUUGGUCUCCAGCAGUUUCUGCCCCCACUCAAGGUGGCAUUGACAGCAGCCCACUCCCAUCCAGCCUUUGCCUCCCUCUCCGUGGUUACCGACGCAAUAUCGUUCGGCUUCAGGAACUGCCGGACAAGAAAAUUCUCCGGAGGUUGACACUUGGCCGUUUACCUCGAGAGUAUGGGGACCGCUUGGGACAGUUCCCCCACGACCCCCUCCAGGCUUCUCUCCCAUUGAAGGGCCCGACGGGCGAAGUCAUCCAGGGGUCGCUACAGGACUUGCGCAAGCUGCAGAAUUCUUCAGUGGGGCAGCCCCCAGAUAUCCACCAGUAA